AUGCAUUACAUUCAAAUGGGGAACUCCCGCAUAGAUGAUCCAGUUAUAGUUUUUGACUUGGUUCCGUACAUUAUCGGUCCGCCAGCGGUCAUCGCAGAAAUUGCCAAGGUCGCCGGAGCCAGGUACAGUAAGGGAAAUUACGUGGUCGACUGCAACGCCACCAUUCCAGACCUUGUAGUAGUACCGAUACCUCUUGGAAGUGCCCAUCAACCUAUGCCCAUAAAAUCAAACAAUCUUAUCGUUGAGGAGGGAAACGAAUGCAUACUCGCAGUGGACUUUCGAGCAAGCAUUGCCUUUGGUCCGGACAUAUAUAUGGGUGCCCCGUUCUUCAAACAGUUCUGCGUUUCUUUCGAACCUUUAGAGGGAAUGGCCGCAAUUAGGGUUUUCGAAAGCAUACCUACUUUUAGCUCCAGGUGA
This is a messenger RNA of Cylicocyclus nassatus, 417 nucleotides long. Lineage: Eukaryota; Metazoa; Nematoda; Chromadorea; Rhabditida; Strongylidae. The record is from the annotation of a GenBank genome assembly.